AGUGUCAUGGCGUCGGGCCGUGGAGCUUCUUCUCGCUGGUUCUUUACUCGCGAACAGCUGGAGAACACGCCGAGCCGCCGCUGCGGAGUGGAGGCGGAUAAAGAGCUCUCGUGCCGCCAGCAGGCGGCCAACCUCAUCCAAGAAAUGGGACAGCGUCUCAAUGUCUCUCAGCUUACAAUAAACACUGCGAUUGUUUAUAUGCACAGGUUUUAUAUGUACCAUUCUUUCACCAAAUUCAAUAGAAAUAUAAUAUCACCUACUGCAUUAUUUUUGGCUGCGAAAGUAGAAGAACAGGCUCGAAAACUUGAACAUGUUAUCAAAGUAGCACAUGCUUGUCUUCAUCCCCUAGAGCCACUACUGGAUACUAAAUCGGAAGCUUACCUUCAACAGACUCAAGAACUGGUUUUACUUGAAACCAUAAUGCUACAAACACUAGGUUUUGAGAUCACCAUUGAACAUCCACACACAGAUGUGGUGAAAUGUACCCAGUUAGUAAGAGCAAGCAAGGAUUUGGCACAGACAUCCUAUUUCAUGGCUACCAACAGUCUACAUCUUACGACCUUCUGUCUUCAGUACAAACCAACAGUGAUAGCAUGUGUAUGCAUUCAUUUGGCUUGCAAAUGGUCCAAUUGGGAGAUUCCUGUGUCAACUGAUGGAAAGCAUUGGUGGGAAUAUGUGGAUCCUACAGUUACUUUAGAAUUACUAGAUGAGCUAACACAUGAGUUUCUACAAAUACUGGAGAAAACGCCUAGUAGGUUGAAGAAGAUUCGAAACUGGAGGGCUGAUCAGGCGGCUGGGAAACCAAAAGUAGAUGGACAAGCAUCAGAAACACCACUUCUUGGUUCAUCUUUGGUCCAGAAUUCCAUGUUGGUAGACAGUGUCACUGGUGUGCCUACAAAUCCAAAUUUUCAGAAACCAUCUACAUCAGCAUUCCCUGCACCAGUACCUCUAAAUUCAGGAAAUAUUUCUGUUCAAGACAGCCAUACAUCUGAUAAUUUGUCAGUGGUAGCAACAGGAAUGCCGAGUACCUCAUACAGUUUGUCAUCACACCAAGAAUGGCCUCAACAUCAAAAAUCAGCAAGGACAGAACAGAUGUAUUCACAGAAACAGGAGACAUCUUUGUCUGGUAGCCAGUACAACAUCAGCUUCCAACAGGGACCUUCUAUGUCAUUGCAUUCAGGAUUACAUCACAGACCAGACAAAAUUUCCGAUCAUUCUUCUAUUAAGCAAGAAUAUACUCAUAAAGCAGGGAGCAGUAAACACCAUGGGCCGAUUUCUGCUACUCCUGGAAUAAUUCCUCAGAAAAUGUCUUUAGAUAAAUAUAGAGAAAAACGUAAGUUAGAAACUCUUGAUCUCGAUGUAAGGGAUCAUUAUAUAGCUGCCCAAGUAGAACAGCAACACAAACAUGUGCAGUCACAGGCAACCAGCAGCAGUUCUGUAACUUCUCCCAUUAAAAUGAAAAUUCCCAUCACAAAUACUGAAAAACCUGAAAAAUACAUGGCAGAUAAAAAGGAAAAGAGUGGAUCACUGAAAUUACGGAUUCCAAUACCACCCACUGAUAAAAGUGCCAGUAAAGAAGAACUGAAGAUGAAGAUAAAAGUUUCAUCCUCAGAAAGACACAGCUCUUCCGACGAAGGCAGUGGGAAGAGCAAGCAUUCAAGCCCUCAUAUUAGCAGAGAUCAUAAGGAGAAGCACAAGGAGCAUCCUUCAAACCGUCACCAUACCAGCAGUCACAAGCAUUCCCAUUCGUAUAGCAGCAGCAGCAGUAGUGGUGGCAGUAAACACUGUGCUGAUGGAAUACCAUCCACUGUUUUGAGGAGUCCUGUUGGCCUGAGCAGUGAUGGCAUUUCCUCUAGUUCCAGCUCUUCAAGGAAGAAGCUGCAUAUCAAUGAUGCAUCUCACAACCAUCACUCCAAAAUGAGCAAAAGUUCCAAAAGUUCAGGUAGUUCAUCUAGUUCUUCCUCCUCUGUUAAGCAGUAUAUGUCCUCUCACAACUCUGUUUUUAACCAUCCCUUACCCCCUCCUCCCCCUGUCACAUACCAGGUGGGCUACGGACAUCUCAGCACCCUCGUGAAACUGGACAAGAAGCCAGUGGAGAGCAACGGUCCUGAUGCCAAUCACGAGUACAGUACAAACAGCCAGCAUAUGGACUACAAAGACACAUUCGACAUGCUGGACUCGCUGUUAAGUGCCCAAGGAAUGAACAUGUAAUCAUUUGUUUAGGUCAAUUUUUCCUUUACUUUUUUAAUUUAAAAAUUGUUAGAAUGGAAAACUUCCUCCUAAUCUAGUAGUGGUAACACCUGCUGUUGCUGCCACUGCUUCAGUAUUUGUAAGUGCUGCUUUAUUCUUCAUUCUGAAAAGAAGAGAUUAUAGUAAACAAAUCUUUAUCUCCACAUAUGAUAGUGUUAUAAAUACUGUAAAAGCAUGGAAGGUGCAAAACUCAGUACUUCUACAAUUGCAGCUAAGAACAUUAGGAUAAAUGGCUGGCUGCUUCUAGGAAUAUAAGAUGCCUCAAGCAUUUAUUAUUUAUAAUUUGAAUAUUGUAGCUGUUUUUUGUUGUUGCUUGGCUUUUGAAUGAGUGUAAAUUGUUUUCUUUUGUGUAUUUAUACUUGUAUGUAUGAUUUGCAUGUUUCAAUGAUAAAGGGAUAAAACAGUGUACUGACAACUGUUUACAAGAAAGUGGAGAAAAAUGUACAUACAUUUUUGUAUGUUUAAAUAUUACCAUAAAUACUCAGGAUUGGAGCUGCUUGUAAGUAUAACAAUAUACAGAAUAACUUUAUUUUAUCUUGUCAAGUCCAUCACUAAUCUAAAACAAAGGUGGCACUUUUUCAUGUUAACCUUAAACUCUAGGCCUUACUGGAAGCCACUGAAGGGGGACACUUCACUACCAGAUGGGUAUGCAGUGCCAGAGAUGGUCAUUUACACUAUGAGACACUGAACUUUGCCUUCAGAAGUUCUGACCAGAUUGGCUGCUGGAAAAGCCCCUAAUUUUCUGAAGGCUUGAAGAGGAAAAAAUAAAGUUUACAUACUCUUGAUGUGAAGUGCAUUUAAAUGUUUGUUGGCUUGUUGCAGUACUAUAAAACAUCUGUUAAUAAUGGUUAUGUGGAUUACUGUGAUUUGAAAACUAAAUUCACAAAAACUUACAUAGUGAAGAAUUAGUAAGUUUUUUUCCUUAAAGAACUGUAACACUACAUCUUUUAACAGUAAACAGGGAUCACUUUUCCUUUAGCAUUCAGAAUGACACCAUAUUCUCAAAUAUACUACUCCCUCAAAGUGUGUGUGUGAUGCCAUAUUUCUUUUUCAGGUAAAUGCAGUCUUCCUUAUAAAAAUGAAAUUAAACCUAUGCUUUCUCAAUUCUUUUAUAUUCUAACAAUAAAUAAAAAGAAAAGAUUACUGUGCAUUGUACCUGUAUUCAUAACUUAUGGUUGUUAUCAGGAAGCUCUAUAAGAAAAAAAGUUCAGCCUCCAGGCAAAACACAAAUGGAGGUUUUUACAUUUGUUUGCACAUCUCAGUAUAUUCCCAUUGAGGUAAAGUUUGCACAGUCAUCUGACUUCUGAUCAAACUAUAGACUUUAACUUGUUUAAAUUUUGUCUUAAACACCGGUAAUAUGGCUCUUGUUUAUCAGCUAAUCUUGAAUUUAUUCUGUGGUAAAUUUUCAAGCUGUCGAUUAUCUUUGAGAUGGGUUGGAUUCAACUUCUGUUGAACUGAAAACUCUCUUAAUUAUUCCUCUAUGUAUAUGAAUUAUUUUUGUUACAAAGCCACUGAUAAGUGCACAAUUGUAGUUUUACUCAAGUAUGUUGCGGUUGUAAAUAUUAAGAGUUUAAUCUCAUGCUCUACUUUUAUUUAGCAAUUACCUAAUUUGCCAGUAGCUUUAUAAUUUUUUAAGAUAAUUGUUCAUUAUUUUGUCAAUGUUAUUUGAACUUGGGAUACUAGGAUCCUCUAUCUAGGGACUUUGCCUAGCUAGCAUGUCCUAACAUUUGUUUCUGUCUUGCAUAACUUUUAGUAAUCUUUGUCAAUAUAUGUAACUUUGUUGCUCUGUAUGGCAUAAUAUUGUAUCCAUAAACAUGGUAAUUUUGAUACAGUUAUACUUUUACAGUGGUACAUAAUCCCAGGACUAGCAUAGAAUUAAACUGAGUGCAAGAUAAGGGAGGGGAAGGGUUUUGUUCUUGGUAAUUUAGAUGUGAAACCUCUACAGAGCUAUCAUGUGAAACGAUAUAGGAUGGUUGUGCUACUGUAUAAUUGGGGAUGAUAAUACCAGGAAUUUUAAUAAGAUUUUGUAAAGAAUAUCCAGAAAAGUAGUGAAUUUAUUUUCAGUAUGACAUAGAAAACAAUGUGAAUAUUUAAGGUCUGUGACUAUAGUUAAACUUCACUAAGAAUUUGCAGGAUUGUUUUGAGAUGUGGGAAUAAAGGUAAUUUUUGUUGAAUCUUUAUUGGUGCUAAUGAUGGACAGUUAAAAAGAUAGCUAGUGUAUAUUGUUAUGGGUCAGUACUUAUUAGUACUUCCAAAAUUGAAUUUGAAAUGCUAUGUAUUCACUUUUCACUCUGUAAAUGUAAUUCUUUACAAUGACUUUAUUUAUUAAAGGGCAGCCAGUUGUAAUUUUUACAGGAUUGUGUCACCUAUUCAAACUUUUUAACCUCUGAACAGGAGAUUAAGCUUCUAAAACCACAAUGGGGAUAGAUAUGGAAAUCCUUUAAGUGUUAUUUCCAUUAAACAAAACCCUUAUAAUUCAUAUUAUCAUGAAUUUGCUUUUACCAUCUCAUUUGCAUAAAAUAGUUCAUCUGCCUGGUCCCAUUAGGCUCUACCAAAGAAAAAGACUCCGAUGAAUGGACGUAAUUACUGUGAGUCUUCUAAGUAGCCAUAAAUAAACCAAAAUAGUAUCAUCAAAUUUAGGUAUAAAAUUCCACAUGUGCAAAGUACUGUUAAGGU
Cynocephalus volans (Philippine flying lemur) is the source of this 4926-nucleotide messenger RNA. It is a transcript of the gene CCNT2, whose product is annotated as cyclin T2. The record is from RefSeq and is a predicted model, not a curated record. NCBI's taxonomy places the organism in Eukaryota, Metazoa, Chordata, Mammalia, Dermoptera, Cynocephalidae. Gene Ontology annotation, cellular component: nucleus; cyclin/CDK positive transcription elongation factor complex. The transcript has 9 exons. Bases 7 to 2211 code for a protein of 734 amino acids. Gene Ontology annotation, molecular function: cyclin-dependent protein serine/threonine kinase activator activity. Gene Ontology annotation, biological process: regulation of transcription by RNA polymerase II; positive regulation of DNA-templated transcription, elongation.